This is a messenger RNA of Xenopus tropicalis (tropical clawed frog), 3416 nucleotides long. The record is from RefSeq and is a predicted model, not a curated record. NCBI's taxonomy places the organism in Eukaryota, Metazoa, Chordata, Amphibia, Anura, Pipidae.
AUGAAACUAAAGCUCAUUAAAUCCAUUACCAACCCAGUUUGUGGUACCAUCUUUGAUGUCUCAAAAGCCACCAUCACUAUACUCUGUAAUGGGCUGGAGGGUCGCUAUGUGAGUGUGGUUAUACCUGGACGGGAAGAAUAUCUCACACUCUGUGAAGUGGAGGUCUAUGGGAGGGAAUCCAACAAUGUAAAAGCAGUGAAUGUGGCACGGCUUGGAGACGUCAGACAAAGCUCCACAUACGAACCUCAUUACAGUGCUGAAACAGCUAUUGAUGGAAUUAUAGAGACUGAUAUCUCAAUACACCCCUGUACCCACACCUUUGAGGACAAUCCAGCUUGGUGGCGGCUGGACCUGAAGAAGGUCUACAAGAUCGAGACAGUGCUCCUAGUGAACAGGAGGGACUGCUGCAGUGAGAGACUGUUGGGAGCUGAGAUUCGGGUUGGAAAUUCCGCAGAUAAUGACAACCCAGUAUGUGGGGCCAUCACUAAUGUCACCCAAGCCACCAUUUCUCUGUCCUGUGACUGGUUAUUGGGACGUUACGUCAGUGUGGUGAUACCCGGGAGAGCAGAAUAUCUCACACUUUGUGAAGUAGAGGUUUUUGGGGAAGAGGCUAACAAUGUAACAGCAGUGAAUGUGGCACGGCUUGGAGACGUCAGACAAAGUUCCACUUAUGAGCCUCAUUACAGCGCUGAAACAGCUAUUGAUGGAAUUAUAGAGACAGAUAUCUCAAUACAUCCCUGUACCCACACCUUUGAUGACAAUCCAGCUUGGUGGCGACUGGACCUGAAGAAGGUCUACAAGGUUGAUUCUGUGGUCAUUGUUAACAGGAGGGACUGUUGCAGUGAGCGCCUGUUGGAAGCUGAGAUUCGCGUUGGAAAUUCCGCAGAUAAUGACAACCCAGUCUGCGGCAACAUCACCAACAUCUCCCAAGCCACCAUCACUCUACACUGUAAUGGGACGGAGGGUCGCUAUGUGAGUGUGGUGAUUCCUGGGAGGGCAGAAUAUCUCACACUCUGCGAAGUGGAGGUCUAUGGGGAGGAAUCUAACAAUUCCAUAGCAGUGAAUGUGGCACGACUUGGAGACGUCAGACAAAGCUCCACUUAUGAGCCUCAUUACAGCGCUGAAACAGCUAUUGAUGGAAUUAUAGAGACAGAUAUCUCAAUACAUCCCUGUACCCACACGUUUGAGGACAAUCCAGCUUGGUGGCGGCUGGACCUGAAGAAGGUCUACAAGGUUGAUUCUGUAGUCAUAGUGAACAGGAGGGACUGUUGCAGUGAGAGACUGUUGGAAGCUGAGAUUCGGGUUGGGGAUUCAGCAGAUAAUAACAACCCAGUAUGUGACACCAUAAAAGUUGGCUCCCAAGGCACCAUUACUCUAUGCUGUGAGGGACUGGAGGGUCGCUAUGUGAGUGUGGUUAUUCCUGGGCGGGAAGAAAAUCUCAGUCUCUGUGAAGUGGAGGUUUAUGGGCAAGAAGCUAAAGCUGUUGAAGUGAAUCUGGCCAGAUUGGGAGAUGUCAAACAGAGCUCAACGUACAGACCCGAGUACAAUGCCGCCACCGCUGUCGAUGGGAAUAAGAACUCAAAUAUGAUGCUGGGUUCAUGUUCCCACACCAAUAGUGACAACCCGGCUUGGUGGCAGCUGGACCUGAAGAAGAGGUACCAAGUGGAGAAAGUGGUGAUAGUGAACAGGGGAGACUGCUGCGGUGAGCGCCUGAGAGGAGCCGAGGUCCGCGUUGGGAAUUCCGCAGAUAAUAACAACCCAGUAUGUGGUGCCAUAACCGAUGCCUCCCAAGCCACCAUCACUCUGCCCUGUAAGGGAAUGAAGGGUCGCUAUGUGAGUGUGGUUAUUCCUGGGCGCAACGAAUAUCUCACCCUCUGUGAAGUGGAGGUUUAUGGGCAAGAAGCGAAACCUGAUGCAGUAGUGAACUUGGCAAAAUCGGGACGCGCCAGGCAGAGUUCCACCUACAGACCAGAGUACAACGCUGCAGCGGCUAUUGAUGGUGAUAAGGGGACCAAUAUCUUCCAGCACCCCUGUUCCCACACUAAUCCUGACAACCCGGCUUGGUGGCAACUGGACCUGACUAAGAAGUACAACAUUGAGUCCGUGGUGAUAGUGAACAGAGGAGACUGUUGCAGCGAGCGUCUGCGAGGAGCCGAGAUUCGCGUUGGAAUCUUUCCCUUCAUCAACAGCCCUGUAUGUGACACCGUCACCGACGUCUCUAAACCGACCAUCACCCUGAACUGUAAUGGGAUGGUGGGGCAAUAUAUCAGCGUGGUUAUACCCGGGAGGCAAGAAUAUCUCACCCUGUGUGAAGUGGAGGUUUAUGGGCAGGAAAUCUGUCUCUUCUUUAUUAGGAUGAAGUGCAUUGUGGUCCUGCUGGUUGGCAUCUCCAUGGGAUGGGUCCAUUCCUGCAGCCCCCCGCCCGGAGCCAAUAACCUGGCACAGUCCGGGGACGUCAAGCAAAGCUCCACGUUUGGGGCUCAGUACACGGCUCAAAAGGCGGUUGACGGCAACAAAGACACCAACAUGUUCCAAAACUCAUGUUCCCACACUAAUAACGACAAGCCUUCCUGGUGGCAACUGGACCUGAAGAAGAACUACAACAUCGACACCAUCGUCAUCGCGAACAGAGGCGACUGUUGCGCCGAGCGGCUGCUACGAGCCGAGAUCCGCGUCGGAAAUUCCCCAGAUAAUAACAACCCAGUAUGUGCCACCAUCACCGACGUCUCAAAACUCACCUUCCCCGUGUGCUGUAACGGGAUGGAGGGUCGCUAUGUGAGUGUCGUCAUUUCCGACCGAGCAGAAUAUUUGCAGCUCUGUGAAGUGGAGGUUUAUGGGCAAGAAGCUAAACCUGCUGACGUGAAUCUGGCCCGACUGGGAGAGGCCUCUCAGAGCUCAACCUUCAGUCCCAAGUACAACGCCGCCGCCGCUAUUGAUGGGAAUAAAGACACAAAUAUGAUGGCGGGCUCAUGUUCCCACACCAAUAGUGACAACCCGGCUUGGUGGCAGCUGGACCUGAAGAAGAGGUACCAAGUGGAGAAAGUGGUGAUAGUGAACAGAGGAGACUGCUGCGGCGAACGCUUGCGAGGAGCCGAGAUCCGCGUUGGAGAUUCCCCGGAUAAUAACAACCCAGUAUGCGCCACCGUCACAGACGUCUCCCAACUGACCCUCACCCUAUCCUGUAAGGGAAUACCGGGCCGCUAUGUGAGUGUGGUUAUCCCGGGGAGAGCAGAAUAUCUCCAGCUCUGCGAAGUGGAGGUUUAUGGGAAGGAGGCUGAAUCUGACGGAGUGAAGCUUUGUUGGUAGUCACAUGGUAUUUAGUAGUGGCCCCCCAACAUACGGUGGGGAAGCAAGAGAAGCCGGUGUAUUAGCCCCAAAUGCUGUUAAAACAAAUAAACAAUUAGAGUUGUGUUUAA